AUGGACGAAAUAAAUCAGGCAUCAGUCGCCGCAGUUGUCCAAGAUGCCGGAUCUUCACUCCCACCCUCUACCGCUGCGCGGUGCGAACCGAAAGCCGCCGCGGACAUCUUGGCCGAGGUCGUCCUCGCGCUCGACAAGACGCCAGCCGACUACGCCACGACCGAGGCCCAUGUCAAGCGCGUCGGCGGGCUCAGCGAGGACCUCCCCUACAGCGCCGCCCUCGUAGAGCUGCAUCACGGCGUGCGUUGGGAGCAGGCCGCCGCGUCGUGGCGGCAGUGGGGCGGCGGCGACUACAACCUGCUGUUUGACAACAUUGGCCAGGCGAGCAAGGCGUACCAGACGGUCGGGGGCGACCCGGCGGUCGGCCGGGAUUGGCGGCUGAAUGAAGCGGCUAGGCGUGGGUUUCUGCGGCUGAUGGCCAUUGGCUUGGACAUGGCGGUGUUUGGGCUGCGCAGGAGCGCGGCUUCUCCGUUCGGUAUGGAGGCUUUGCGCGUGGCCGAGAAUGGACGCAGGAGGAAGAAAGGAGUCAGGAACAGGCGGUGA
Molecule: messenger RNA, 543 nt
Organism: Cordyceps militaris CM01
Lineage: Eukaryota; Fungi; Ascomycota; Sordariomycetes; Hypocreales; Cordycipitaceae
Exons: 3
Coding region: 1-543 (180 amino acids)
Source: RefSeq, a predicted model, not a curated record